Corylus avellana is the source of this 483-nucleotide messenger RNA. RefSeq names its product pathogenesis-related leaf protein 6-like. NCBI's taxonomy places the organism in Eukaryota, Viridiplantae, Streptophyta, Magnoliopsida, Fagales, Betulaceae. The record is from RefSeq and is a predicted model, not a curated record. Gene Ontology annotation, cellular component: extracellular region.
AUGGAUUUAUCUAAACAUUCACUUGCUCUUAUUUGCCUUGUGGGCUUAGCCAUGGUUCACCCCUCUCAUGCCCAAAACUCACCACAAGACUACCUCAAUGCUCACAAUAUGGCCCGAGGACAAGUAGGGGUCCCAAAUAUCACAUGGGACAGCACGGUGGCAGCCUAUGCUCAAAACUACUCAAACUCUAGGAUUGGGGACUGCAAUCUUGUGCAUUCUGACGGGGAUUAUGGGGAGAACCUUGCAAAAGGCAGCGGCUCGUUUAUAGGGACGGCGGCGGUGAACUUGUGGGUGGCAGAGAAGUCUUGUUAUGUCUACAACAACAAUUCUUGUGUUGUGGGAGAGUGCUUGCAUUAUACUCAAGUCGUGUGGCGCAAAUCGGUUCGUCUUGGGUGCGCAAGGGUUCAAUGCACUAAUGGUUGGUGGUUUGUCACUUGCAACUAUGAUCCCCCGGGCAAUUAUGUUGGACAACGUCCUUAUUAG